Messenger RNA from Caenorhabditis angaria, 1614 nucleotides. NCBI's taxonomy places the organism in Eukaryota, Metazoa, Nematoda, Chromadorea, Rhabditida, Rhabditidae. The record is from the annotation of a GenBank genome assembly.
AUGAAACUAUUUCAAAUAUUUAUUUUCAUAAAUUUAUUCUACCUAACAUAUUCGCAAAUCACUGUCAACUAUCAUUUGGAUGAUUACCGUAUCGGAAUUUCGAAACAAAGUGAGUAAAUAGUAUAUAGAAAAUGAUAUUUUUAGAGAUUUUUUAUAGAUUGUGAAGAACAUCUUUCUCAAUAUAAUUUGAGUUUUUCGAAGGAUCGUGUUGAUGAAUAUAAGAAAAAUUUUAAAAUGUUGACUUUAUUCAGAUAUAAAAAGCAGACAUUUUUUUGUGGUAAGUUGUUUAAAUUUUGUCUAGGAAAUACUUUAAAAAUUGUUUGUUUUAAAGAAACUAAUUGUCCAUUUGGUAUGAUGGCUGGAUGUAAAUAUGAAUUACUAAAUGGGUCAAGCUUUGAAUGUGAAGAAUUCAAUUUGCCGAAAAGUAUGUCUAAAAAAUAUUUGCCACAAUGAUUAAUAUCAUUUUCAGAUUCGCUGUGUUCUCCGCCUCUUCCUUAUCUUCUCCAUACAAAUAUGAACAAAAACUUUGAGAACAGUACUCUUACAAAAACUCAUAUCGAAAAUCCGCCAUACACAAAUCUCAGCUCGAAUUUCUCUUUAAAAUGUAGAUUAACUAAAGAUUGUCCGCGUGAUCAUUAUUGUAGCGAAAUCUAUCAUCUCGGAAAUGAUCAAAAAUAUCAAGGCGAAGAAGGGAGAUUUUGUAUGGCUUAUCCAACAGAAAAUGCAAGGAUUUUUGGUGAUUUGAAAGUAUGUGAUAAAUCAGAAGAAUGUUAUCGUGAAAAAUCGACAUGUAAUAAGAAUAGUUUUGUGAUGAAUGAUGAGAGAAGGAAAGGAUUUUGCGAAUUGGGAGAGAGGUGUACAAUCGGAGUUUCAACAAGAAAAGCUGGGCAAAUAUGUCAUGAUGAAUCAGAUUGUCCAAAGGGUACUUGGUGUGAUAUUGAUGAAACAGUUUGUUGUAAAGGUAGGCAUCCGAUGAUUCUGAUUGAAUUCAGAUAACCUUCAUGGAAUAAUGUUUUCCGAUACUUUCAGGCUUUUCGGAAAGAAAUCCCUUGGGGCUUUUACUACUCAAAAAAUGCCCUAACUUUUGAGAUAACAAAAAACACUCUUGUCAAAGGAAUAAGUUUUUUAUUCUAAUUUUUCAGAAGACAAAAAUAUUCUUCGUGAAGCGCAUUAUUGUCCGGAUGGUGUUACUCCAUUUCAACAAGAACCAAAUUGCACUUUUGGUAACAUGGAUAACAAACAUAUUUGUGAUUUCAAUAUUUGGGGAGUAAAAAGAACAAAACCUGGAAUUUGUUGGGCUGGAAAAUGUUGUCCGAAUUGUAAGUUAUCUUGAUCUACUUAUUUCAGAAUUAAAUCAAUAAAUUGAACGGCUUUUCAGUGAAAAGAGUGGCACAAGAUCAAUUCGAAAUUGGCAAUUUUCCAUAUGAAUCUAACAUGAUGUGUGAUCCUCUUCAACCACUUCCAUUAAAAUAUGUUUAUAAAUGGUGUGAUUCUGAAACUCGAAAAAUCUAUACGAUUGGAUUGUUGGAUUAUGAAAAACAACGAAUUCAAUCAUCUCAAUGGAAUUGUCGAACAAGUUCGGAUUGCAAAGGAGAAAGAGAGACAUUUGCUUGA